This is a messenger RNA of Aphanomyces astaci, 3606 nucleotides long. RefSeq lists its product as hypothetical. The transcript has 4 exons. Gene Ontology annotation, biological process: lipid metabolic process. The record is from RefSeq and is a predicted model, not a curated record. Bases 31 to 3558 code for a protein of 1175 amino acids. Gene Ontology annotation, molecular function: phosphoric diester hydrolase activity. Lineage: Eukaryota; Oomycota; Saprolegniomycetes; Saprolegniales; Verrucalvaceae.
CGUCCAUAUCCCCAACGCAACUCCUCGAUCAUGGACGUGACAUCCGACGUUAUGGCGGAGACAUACCAAGAUGCCGAUGCUGUGGCACUUCAGCUACAUGCGAUAGCGUCUGAUAUCCAGCCGUUCGUUGAGCAAGUGUUGGAAGGACUGCCCCCAUUUUUACAGUGCACGUCAAUCUCGCUUGUCGUCCAGGCGAUGCGCCAGGCAAGAAGUGUCGCCGUCAGCCAACGGGUGCUGGACGAGACACUUGUACUCGCAACUGCAGGCCUGAGUCAUCUGCUCUCGACCAAGCAUAACCCAUCCAUGCCCAGCGAAUUCCACGCCUUGCAUUCAAAACGCGAGGCGUCCCAAGCUAAGUUACAGACGCGCGCCCGGCGCAUCCAAGCCAAGUGGUUUAAUGCUCGGUUUCGAACGCUGUCGUGUCUCCCCAAACUCGAACUUUCCCCCUUCAGCUUGCGUGAACCGGAUCCGGUGGAAUUGCCGUCGACUCGUUUGGACAGUGCAUUGCUGGACAAGGAGAUCGCAGCGUACACGAGUCAAUUGGAGGUUCGUGUGAGUCAAAGUCGAGACCAUCGGCGCCGUGUGGCCGCGGAAACAAUGCAUCUCCAGAAAACCGACCUUGCCCGUCGCAAGCGCCAGCUGCACGUGAAGCAAACUCGGUUCGAGCACGCGCAACAUCGAUGGGAGUACUUGUUGCAACAACUCUGUCGUCGCCAGCGCCAGCGUCGCCUGACUGACGUCAAAGCUACCCAUACUCGACACGGGUACGCCCAAGAAGAUACAGACGUGCUUCGAUCAACGUUUUCCCCCCGCGGCGGCGGCGGCCACCGUCGUCCUUCAAGGCUGCCCCACCGUGACAAGAUGGAAGACUACGUUGCCAACAUCCUCAACCACGCCGUGUUGCGUGCGUCGUGGGUGCUGGAAAUGCAAGCUCUUCCCCACCGCCCCGACUUGAAGUGUCUAUUAUCGUUGCCCCCUCAACAAGAUCAUCAGCGUCCCCUUGUCCUGCACGUGGCCAUGCUGCUGUGUCCAAACCUGUUUGGUCCGCACUUUGGCCUAUUGUACCAGCAGUACUUUGCCAAGCACGCCGUCGACGCCAACGUAGUCUUCGAGUGGACCACCGUAGACGUUGCGAGCCUCGACUUCCCCACGCAAGCCUUGCAGCGCUGCCUCGACGGGUUCUUUGUAUGCGGCGCUCCGGACGUGUCUUCCGCCAACCGUCUCACGUCCGCGCCGUGGUAUGGCGCGCUCGUCGACUUUGUGCGCGCCUUGGUAGCCCAGGACCGACCGGUGGGAGCCCUUGGGCGCGGCCACGUCGUCUUGGCCGAGGCGCUAGGCGGCCGCAUCGAUCGACGACCGACGUGGCAGCGCGCCCACAAUAUGCUCGAGGAAAAGGUGACCACCGGAUUCAAACAAGUGCAGACACGGGUGCGCGUACUGCACACGUUGCAUGGCGAGUACGUGGCGUCGAUGGCGGCGCAUCCGUGGAUCCGCACCACGACGAGCAUGCCGGUUCCAGGCUCCAUGUACGCGUUUGUGUCAUCCAUCAAGGCACCUAAGCGCGUCUUGUCGUUCGACGGGUACCCUGAGUGCAGCAGCCUUGUGUUUGACAUGUUGUCUCGCCUUGUCGAUCCCGACCAUUCGACGUCGGUGUUGUUCGAGAAAGCGUCGACCACCGGCGGCUCCCUUGCGCUCGACUGGGUCAGUGCCGGUCCCGGUGUCGCCCACCAGUUCAUCCAUCUGUUCGUCCCUGGCGCCGUCGCGCGUGCCAAAGCCGGUCCGUGUCCGUCGGUGCUCCACGACGACGACCCCCGCGCCGUCGUCCCCAUGGCUAUCUUCGCCUCCAAGUCGCCCAUCCCCCAUGUCGACUUUAUCUCGGACACGGACGAGUACUUUUCGUUUGCGUUGCAUGAACACGUCGACUCGAUCGUGCUUGGCCUCAACUUGUCCAAGGACGACCACCCGAUUGUGUUUCCCCGGUCUUGUCUGAACGACAUGACCGAUGUCGCAGACGUGUUUCCAGCGCUGUUGUCGUCCAAGCACCACAAACACCCCCUCUUGGUGCACAUUCCACGGCUCACGCUCGUGGAACUCAAGUCGCUGACCAUUCUGCACGCCUACCAAAGCCGCCACGUGAUGAAGUCGCCUCGCGUCAUCCCUGGCAGCUCCCCCAGCAGCCACAACCGACUGCUCACGCUCUGCUCUGCGCUCACACGGCUCGCAGACAUCCACGCGCGACUGCCACCCCCUCCAACCAAGUCGGCCAUCGUUCGCCCCCUCCAUGUGACCCUCAUAUUCCCGGGCGAAGAUGCCUCUUCGUUUGUCAAGUACUCGCCCCAGGACCUUCAAAAGUGGUGGCGGGUGCUCAAUGGCGCGAUCGCCGCGCUGCACCAGCCGCCGCCGUCCAAGCUGACAAUCGUGUCGCGGGACGCCACGAUGCUCCAAGUGCUGCGAAAGAUGCAGCCGGCCUGGGACUUUUUGUUCGUCCUCCCCCCGGCGGCCGCGACGGUCCAAGACGCGGUGGACAUCCGACGGCAGGCCAAAGUCGUCGCGCGCUUCGCGGACGGCGUGCUGCUUCAAAAGCACCACGAAUUCAUCGCGUGUUCUCGCUCGAUGUCGCCCCCCGUCGGCCUCCACGUCCACCCGCUGUCGAUCGUCGACCUGUACCACGAGGUCGGGCUGCGGGUGUACGUGAACGCCAACGGUCCGGACGCGGUGACGUUCCUGGGACCAUCCAGCGGUCCCGUACGGGAACAAGUGGCAUUUUUGCUCCUGGGCGUCGACGGGGUCUUCACGUCCAACCCCCAUCCGGUUCAAGACGCCAGGAAACUGCUUGCUGACCGCCAUUCAGUGGUGGACGAAGUACGAGAUGCGAUUCGCGCGCAUGGCCGUGCCGCGAUGGCGCAAGUGGAGGCGGACCAUGCGGCGGAAAGCGACCGCCUGACAAACGUAGACGGGUACCGGCUGUAUGCCCACCACUACUACAACCUGCCCCUUGAAUCCCACGAAGUCGACCAGUGGCAACAACACACACAUCCUCUUCAGUCGCAGCAUUCGUCGCUUGUGCUCUCUGGUGACACGGUCCUGGACUACAUGGAACGCCUCCAUGCCGUCGACGUCCCGACGGAAGCGCACCGCCAGCUCCAAAGCCACGCAACGGUGUCUCCAGUCAAAACAGACAACCAGCGGCGCGACUUGCACAUGGCCGUGAAAAACCCCACCUUGGACCAAGUGAGACGGGAUAAGCCCGUCAAGGUGGGCAAACGCAACCGCAGCGUCGGGUUCGCUUUCCGCAGUCGCCACCUUGUCGUGAAUAACGACGACGAAUCCAACUGGAGGUCGCUUGCCGUGCACCACAUUCCCACUCCACCACCCAAAUCCCCGCAGCAUCCGCGCACAAGCCACCCAGUCACACAUAUCCAACUCAUGGAACGUGACCACGUCACCCCCAUGUCAUCACUUGAAACACGGACACCAUCCAUGACUUUGUCAGACAAAGCCACACCUCGACGUCGACGGGUCCUACACAGCAUAAACCUGCCAGUGUGCUCAAUAUGACGAUGGUCCUGGCUUCCUCUUGGUUACAUAUAAACGUUUGAUUGGCCA